Molecule: messenger RNA, 2021 nt
Organism: Tripterygium wilfordii
Lineage: Eukaryota; Viridiplantae; Streptophyta; Magnoliopsida; Celastrales; Celastraceae
Product: glucose-6-phosphate/phosphate translocator 1, chloroplastic-like
Exons: 5
Coding region: 456-1643 (395 amino acids)
Biological process (GO): transmembrane transport
Cellular component (GO): membrane; Golgi apparatus
Molecular function (GO): triose-phosphate transmembrane transporter activity; antiporter activity; phosphoglycerate transmembrane transporter activity
Source: RefSeq, a predicted model, not a curated record
UGAAAAAUACUUUAAUGCAAAAGCAAACAAAGGGUGCAGUCUCUCACCUGUUUGUUAGGAGUUAGGACUGAGAUUUCAGAGAGAAGGGAAGGUCCAUUUAAACCUCUCCUCACUGUGGUAGCAUAUUCCAAAGCAUCCACCAAACUCAGAAAAAUAUAGUAUUUCAAUACAAAUAUCAAAACAUUUGUUUCCUAAUUAUAUUUAUAUACGCUUUGUGCCUAUAUUUAUACAAUUCUACCUUUCCUACUUUGAAAGUUACUUUUGAUUGGGAUCUUCUCGUUUUGAUUUUUUUUUUUUUGUGUUUUUCUGUCCAAAAUCCAGUAAAACCUUCCUGGGUUUUCUGGGUUGUUGGAUAUUUAUUAUACAUAGCUUCACUGUAACGCAAAGUUUGGUUCUUGUGAUCGAACAAGGUUGUUUAUGGUUUUAUUGAGGUUUUUGGGAUUUUGUUUGUAAACAUGAUUUGCACUAUCAAGCAAUCUGUGACUGCGAUCAAUGGGUCAUCGGAGUCUGUUUUUCGUAGAAGAUCUCCGUUACAAGUGCCGCGAUCUUCGUUUUCACCGUCUCUACCCGCUUCAAAGGAGAACCCAAAGACUACCCGUCUCCAGGUUUCAAGACCUUUACAUGUAGCUUCGAUCGAGUGUUUUGGGAUGUUGAGGCAGACCCAGAAAAAGGUGGACAAGUCCUUGAUCAGAUGCGAUGCUUACGAGGCAGACCAAUCGGAGCCGAUCGAAAACACCAAAAUUGUGGCGGCGAAGAGAGUGAAGAUAGGUAUCUACUUUGCGACUUGGUGGGCUUUGAAUGUUGUGUUCAAUAUAUACAACAAAAAGGUGUUGAAUGCUUUUCCGUAUCCAUGGUUAACCUCUACGCUCUCUCUGGCUGCUGGAUCACUCAUUAUGCUGAUUUCCUGGGCCACCAGAAUCGCUGAGGCGCCCAAGACUGACUUCGAGUUCUGGAAGACUUUGCUUCCGGUUGCUGUGGCACAUACGAUUGGGCAUGUGGCAGCUACUGUGAGUAUGUCAAAGGUUGCAGUUUCGUUCACCCACAUCAUCAAGAGUGGGGAGCCAGCUUUUAGUGUCUUGGUUUCAAGGUUUUUGUUGGGUGAGACCUUCCCAGUCCCGGUCUACUUAUCCCUUAUUCCCAUCAUCGGUGGUUGCGCACUUGCUGCUGUGACUGAGCUUAACUUCAACAUGAUUGGUUUUAUGGGUGCCAUGAUAUCCAACUUGGCGUUUGUAUUCCGGAACAUAUUCUCGAAGAAGGGCAUGAAGGGCAAAUCUGUUAGCGGAAUGAACUACUAUGCUUGUCUUUCUCUGUUGUCUCUUUUAAUUCUUACACCUUUUGCAAUUGCUGUGGAGGGGCCGCAGAUGUGGGCAGCUGGUUGGCAAAAUGCCAUCAGUCAGAUUGGACCACAUUUUAUAUGGUGGGUGGCAGCCCAAAGUGUGUUCUAUCAUCUCUACAACCAGGUGUCAUACAUGUCGCUGGACGAGAUCUCUCCCUUGACAUUUAGCAUUGGUAAUACAAUGAAGCGUAUUUCAGUCAUAGUCUCAUCCAUUAUCAUUUUUCAUACGCCAGUCCAACCCGUCAACGCCCUUGGAGCUGCCAUCGCAAUCCUUGGAACCUUCUUGUAUUCUCAGUCAAAGCAGUGAUAAAGCUGGAUACGGAGAAUAUAGAGAUUUCGUCGUAAAUCAGAGAAAAAUGCUGUGAAGAAGGGGAUUAUGAUUAUGCCUGCUUUGUUUCCAGAUGGUUGAGCGCUAGAUUUGGUCAGAGGUGCCAGUAAUGUUUUUCUUUGUUGUAGAUAAUCAUAAUAAUGAUAAUAAACAACGUUACUUUUAGGCUUUAGGCAGGUUUGUAUACUUUAAUGAGAGGCUUUGAAGGAGUGAAAUCUCCAAUAAACAAGAUUAUGUUCCGGCUCUCGUCGGUUUCGAGGAUCUUUGAUAAGUUUAAUGUGUGUAUUUCUUGGAUAAAUGUUAUCAGAAUUCAGAAUUCAGAAUUCUAUUAUAUGCAAGUGGACAACGUUUUGCUGA